CAGCAGACGCAAUAAAAUUGUAUGGCGACAAUCAUGGUCUUCUGCUUCUAGCUUCUUGUGUGGUUCUACGGCCGGUUUGUGGUGCCUUCGGACACUGAUUCCGUGUUUCGUAUCAUAUUUUAGGCGCUUUGUUUUGUCUUCGGCAUGGGACAAGUAGUGCAGCUGACAACUGCUGAUCUACUACAUUUUUGCUCUUUAGGUGCUCAACGCGGUCACGAGAUAGUACUAUUCUCUACAUCUACUUGUGAUGGCAAGGCGAAUUAGUUUUGGAGGUCUGUGUGAUAACGCCGUUCAUUUGUUCUCCAGAGGCAACACCAUUGAACCAUUAUACAAUAACGAGGACGCAUCAUCUGGUGACGAGGAACUUUUAGACAUCACAAACGCGACUUUGAACCUAAUGGACGACGCCGAAGAUUUCUGUAUCAGCGGUCGAUCUUGUGUUGGGUCACAGCAAUGUAGCAAUCCGAGCAUGUGUUUAAACGGGGCUUCGCACAGGAAUACACCAGGGAAUUUUUCCACGUCCCGUGACGCUCCCGACACAACCUGUAAAUCUAGCAGAGAAGAGUGUGCAUCGCUUCUCUGUGAUACCAGUGAAGAUGACCAGGAAGAAACCCUUCACUGUCACAUCCGGCAGAAGCCCUCCAGCUCAUCAAAGACUGCACAGCGGCAGCUGGUUGCUAGCAGCCUGAUAUGCCUGACUUUCAUGACUGCGGAAAUAGUCGGUGGCUACAUAUCAAACAGUUUGGCCAUAAUGUCUGAUGCAGCGCACAUGUGCACAGACCUUGUCAGUUUUUUAAUGUCCAUAUUUGCGGUCUGGAUUGCGCAGAAAUCACCUACAAAGAGGAUGCCAUUUGGCUUCUACAGAGCAGAAAUCUUAGGGGCCUUGGCAAGCAUACUGUUUGUGUGGAUCUUAACCGGAAUUUUAGUGUACUCUGCCAUCCGACGAAUACAGUAUUCAGACUAUGAAAUUGAUGCCGACGUCAUGCUGAUUGUUUCUGGAAGCAGCGUUGCAAUGAACAUUGUGAUGGGUCUGGUCCUCAAUGGCUGCUGUCCCAUUGGAGGUGCACAAAGGCAUCAUCACCACAGCCAUGGGCUAAGCAGUCGUGUGGGACACACUGAACCGUCUAACAUCAACAUAAAGGCGGCACUUAUCCACGUGCUAGGUGAUUUAUUGCAGAGCAUUGGAGUUCUUAUUUCUGCAUACAUUAUAAAGUACAAGCCACAGUACAAAAUUGCUGAUCCCAUAUGCACGUUCAUCUUCUCGGCGUUGGUGAUGUGCACGACAAUCCCCAUUAUGAGGGAUGCUGUCAUCAUUUUGAUGGAAGGAUUCCCAAGAGACAUGAAUUACGUUUCCCUCAAGUCUGCACUACAGAGCAUAAAGGGGGUCCGUAUGGCACAUAGCCUACAUGUGUGGUCUCUAACAUUGCAGAAGAAUGCACUGGCUGUCCAUUUAGCUGUUGAUGAAGAUGCUGAUCCAAAUGUUGUGCUGGCUGCCGCACAGAGUUUGUUGAGGAGCAAGUUUGGCAUCUUCACUUCUACAGUCCAAGUGGAGAAAUAUGUUCCUUCAGAUAUGCUGUCCUGUGAUUUGUGCAGAGGACCUUCCUAGCAGUAGCCCCCUGCUGUGACAACAGAAAUGUGCUGUUGAGCUACGAGUGAUCUGAACAUUCUUACCAAUUCUGAAGUGAUGACAAUAAUGCACGCUGCCUAGCCUACAAGUCAUUGUGCAGAAAGGAGAACAGUUCUUGGUUCAAAGUCGUGUUCGUGAUGUUUUACGUUGCGUUGAGUGCACCUUUGUACUGUGAGACGCAGUGAUGAGUACAUAGUGUCAUAUCAGAUAGAGUAGUAAUUGUAGCCAAUAUGUUCCAGACAAUGUGGAGCAAAUAAACAUGGUGAGCGAAUAUGGCAUAAUCAUAAAGGUGAAUCCCGUGCCUUCAUGUUAGAAGUGAAACAAGAUGCUCAAAUGCAGCAGUUCAUCGAGAGUAUGAAAUAAUAUAUCAUGCUACCGUUAGUUAUCAAGGAUGUCCCUGCCUGCAGGAAUGCUAUCCCUCACUAUAGAGCACUGCAUUUAUUUUACAUGCUUUCUGUUCAUGCCUUUUGUGUGCCCACAUUCCGAUGUGGUAACCUUACUGAAUUCCAAGACUUGAUCUCACAAAAUGAAUAUUUGUGAAACAAACGUUAUCGUGGUGCUACAAAAAUGCACUGCUGGACAAUCUGUGAAAACCAUUAUUUUAUGGCAACUAUAUCAUGUGCACUUCUUCACAUUUAUUUACUAUGCACAUACCUGCGACAGAAAGUUGCAACAUUCCCUCUGGUUGUAAGGAACACUGUGCCUGUGAAAUUGCUUGUGUAUGCAGUUACAAAGAAUAAAUAUUUUUGUGAUAUACACACGUUGUACAACAAGAAGCACUGCUUGGUACUGGUGUGAGUAAGGUUUGAAGAGCACAAUAUUUAUUUUGAAACGAGAUGCUGUCUCAUAAAAGAAAUUAAGGCACUUUGUGGCUCGUGUGGUGUUCAUCUGUUGUUUCGGCCUCACAAUCGUUACUUUCCAUCAUAAUGAAGAUUUCUUACUGCGGCAUGACAGAUUGAGAUAGAACUAGACACAUCAAAAACCAAGCAACAUUGUGAAAUGCUUCUGGAGCCUACAUUUUCUUACUUGGGGGUUUUUAUAAGCACUGCCUGUUUCAUAAGCAGACCUUGUAAAUUAUCUCCUGGGGCCAAUAUACUUGAAGCAAACUGCAUGAGAUAAUGUGUGCUGCUUAGCCUGCCAUCAGAUCUGUGUGCAAAAAAUUCUCAGAAUGACUCGUGUGAUGAAGUGAUAUUUAGCACAAAAUCACUUAAAUUUGUGAUCGAAAAUACAAAUUUCAAAUACCUUGUUUGCAAUUCAUUAGUCACAGGAAUUUAGUUAUCUUUUAAUAGCCAUCAGAAGGCAUGGUUUGCUGAAGCUAGAGAACACUGAAAACUAAAAUGCCCAUAAUUUCUAGUGUUUUGCAUAUUUUACCACACAUAUGCACACACAAACUUGUGCACUAAUACCUCACCAUGCUUCCUUAAACUUUUGUUUCGCAGUGGUGGUAGCACAGCGCACUAAUAAGUACAGCUUUGUUUCCCAUCAGAGGACUUUGCUUUCACAAGAACUCUUUCUUGCUUGUUCUGUUCUUGUGGAUGUCUUAAAGGAGCAUGGAAGGCACCUUGAACAUGCACUUUCUGAUACGAACAUACUACCUUCAGGAACUGCUUCCUGAAAUAUUUCACAUUUUCCUGCGAAAGUUCACAAAAGCACAUGGAUCAAAGGCGAUCUCUACCCAGGCUCCUUUUGGCAUGUUGUGAUGUCAGAUCAUCGAGCAUGCUUAUUGGCUGCUGAGAAUUGUCUGCUAGCAAGGCGAGUGGUCAACUCCCUCGUGUCAGACGUGGGAGAGCCGGAACCAAAUAGUGCUCUUGUGCGCCAGGAUUGCGCACCGCAUUCAUACUUUGCGUGUGAACACCCAUCCUAGGGCUUGUAAUCCCAAUCUCUACUCCUCUCGACUUUUUUUUUGUUUUCAGGCCCUUCCAUGCUCCUUUAAAAUACGUGCAUGGUGUUGACCUGUAGAAGUUACGCUCUCUAGAACUACAGUUCGUAUGGGUCUACGUGUUAACAUGCAAUGAAGCACAGCGAUGCAAGCAAAUAAACUUGAUAAACCUUCA
Molecule: messenger RNA, 3681 nt
Organism: Ornithodoros turicata
Lineage: Eukaryota; Metazoa; Arthropoda; Arachnida; Ixodida; Argasidae
Product: proton-coupled zinc antiporter SLC30A2-like
Exons: 8
Coding region: 248-1606 (452 amino acids)
Biological process (GO): zinc ion transmembrane transport; response to zinc ion
Cellular component (GO): plasma membrane
Molecular function (GO): zinc ion transmembrane transporter activity
Source: RefSeq, a predicted model, not a curated record